Messenger RNA from Cetraspora pellucida, 219 nucleotides. Lineage: Eukaryota; Fungi; Glomeromycota; Glomeromycetes; Diversisporales; Gigasporaceae. The record is from the annotation of a GenBank genome assembly.
AUGUUUGAACAUGUUUUUAAGAACAAGGUUUCACCAACUGUCAAUUCCAAGAGCUUUGAAGCUAAUAUAUUGUUUUGGAAAUCAAGCGAUGAUGUACAUUGGUACUUGGAAAACUUGGAUACAAUGAUGGAAGAGGAAGAAAAAACCUACCUUCAAAUGGUUGCUAAAAAGGUGUUUGGUAGGCAAAUUACCAAUAACCAAUAUGCUGUUACACGGGCU